CUUUCUACCAUUCAUUCAUUCCUUGAACUUUUCAACAUGAUGAUCUCACUUUUUUAGUUAUGCUUAACUUACCCUCCAUAUUCAUCACUUUUCUAUUGUAAACUGAAUGAACUGAAAUAAUUCCAAACAUGGCACAAGUGAGGAACAAGCAAGUGAUUCUGAAGGACUAUGUGUCUGGUUUUCCUAAAGAAUAAGACAUGAACAUAGUUGACAGUACCAUUACUCUCAAGCUUCCAGAAGGUUCCAGCGAUGUUCUUCUCAAAAAUCUCUACUUGUCUUGUGAUCCAUACAUGCGGAAUCUCAUGAACAAAACACAAGGAACUCCUAGUCCUUUUUCCUACACCCCUCAGUCGGUAAUAGCAGGUUUUGGGGUGUCUAAAGUCCUUGAAUCUGGAAAUCCUGAUUACAAGGAAGGUGAUUUAGUGUGGGGAUUCUCUAAAUGGGAAGAGAACAGUAUGCCAGGAAUAACUGCUUAUGGAGGUUUCUUUGAAUUAGGCACUCCUAAGAAAGGAGAGAAUGUCUUUGUUUCGGCUGCAUCUGGUGCAGUUGAACAACUUGUCGGACAAUUCGCUAAAUUGCAUGGUUGUUAUGUCGUUGGAAGUGCUGGAAGUAAGGAGAAGGUGGAUAUGUUGAAGAACAAAUUUGGAUUUGAUGAAGGUUUCAAUUACAAGGAAGAGCCUGACCUCAAUGCAGUUUUGAAAAGGUACUUUCCUGAAGGCAUUGGUAUUUACUUUGAGAAUGUUGGAGGAAAGACACUUGAUGCUGUACUAUUGAAUAUGAGAGUUCAUGACCGCAUACCUGCAUGUGGAAUGAUUUCACAGUAUAAUCUUACUCAACCUGAAGGUGUAACGAAUUUGGCACAUAUCAUAUAUAAGCGGAUUCGAAUGGAAGGUUUUAACAGUGCUGAUUUCUUUCACCUAUAUCCGAAAUUCUUGGAGUUUGUCCUCCCUCAUAUUAGAGAGGAGAAAAUUGUGUAUAUGGAAGAUAUAGCUGAGGGUCUUGAGAAUGGUCCUGCAACUUUGGUUGGCCUUUUUAGUGGUCGCAAUGUUGGUAAACAAGUGCUUGUUGUUGCUCGCGAAUAAGAAGCAUCUGCUUUUUCUAUGUUUUCUUAUCUUAUCAGUUUUUGUUCUGAACUUUUAUAGAAAAUUAGCUAUCUUUGUACCACCUUUGCAGACACCAUUUUCAUAUAUGUAUGAGCAUAUGAUGAUAUUGUGUUCCUAAUGGUGCAUAAUGCAUUGAGUUGUGUAAUGUAUUAGAGUUAUGCAUAAGAAUAAAAGCAAUUGCUUGCUUUUGUACAUUGUCAUUUAAACAAUUUUUAGAUUGGAUCAAUCUAAAUUAAAUUAUUCCUA
Molecule: messenger RNA, 1349 nt
Organism: Lathyrus oleraceus (garden pea)
Lineage: Eukaryota; Viridiplantae; Streptophyta; Magnoliopsida; Fabales; Fabaceae
Product: 2-alkenal reductase (NADP(+)-dependent)
Exons: 5
Coding region: 198-1082 (294 amino acids)
Molecular function (GO): 2-alkenal reductase [NAD(P)H] activity
Source: RefSeq, a predicted model, not a curated record